GCAUCACAACAGGAUGUCCUAUAUAAACAAAGCUUCGGAGGGCAUUAUAGGCAGAUUCCUGAUCAAGAUUCGCCUUGUAGAGGUCCUGGAGGAGAACAUGACAGAAUUCGGGAUGCGAGCCACGUACGCCGUAUGGUAUGGCAGCCACCGUGCCAUUAUAAUCAAUGCAAUGCAACUCUGGACCACGAAUGGGGUCAAAUCCGCCAAUCAGUAUCGUUAUCUGAUUAUUGGGCUGACGCCGCUUAAACCUCAAAAGAUUUUUGUAGGAGAAGUGCACCGCUGCCUGGAGGGACAACCUAUGGCCAUUGUAUAUCUCGAACAUUUCCAGGUUUAGGAGGAUUUUUUUCUUGAAUUUAAGCGAGUUGCCGUCCGCCACUCCCAGGACCGUCAACAUAGAGUGUUUGUUCAGUGGA
This is a messenger RNA of Drosophila kikkawai, 413 nucleotides long. The record is from RefSeq and is a predicted model, not a curated record. Lineage: Eukaryota; Metazoa; Arthropoda; Insecta; Diptera; Drosophilidae.